CGUCUGUUAUAUCUGUGACCACCACCGUAAUAUUAAUUUAUUUCGUCUCUUUUUGCCCAAUUUCCAAAGGCACUUUCUCUCUCCCCCUUCUGCAGAAUUUUCAUGGCGGAAAUGUGAAUCGAAGAGCCUGAGCUGCGCUGAGCUGACUGUACUGUGUUUCCUCUUCUCUCUGUUGCUGAGUAAGCUAGGGUUUGGUAUUGUGUUGGUUUCAAUAUGCCUUUGACGAGGUACCGGGUGAGGAGCGAGUAUGGAUUGGCGGAUCCUGAGCUGUAUAAAGCUGCCGAUAAAGAUGAUCCAGAAGCUCUAUUGGAAGGUGUGGCCAUGGCUGGCCUCGUCGGCGUCUUGCGCCAGCUCGGAGACCUAGCGGAGUUUGCUGCUGAAAUAUUCCAUGAUUUGCAUGAAGAAGUAAUGGCGACUUCUGCAAGAGGUCAUGGUUUAAUGGUUCGUGUUCAACAAUUAGAAGCAGAAUUUCCUCCAAUUGAGAAGGCACUAUUGUCCCAAACUACUCAUUCAUCAUUUUUCUGCAAUUCAGGUGUUGAUUGGCAUCCUAAUUUGCGCUCUGAACAAAAUCUGGUGGCCCGUGGAGAUUUGCCUCGCUUUGUAAUGGAUUCAUAUGAAGAGUCUCGGGGCCCACCACGGUUAUUCCUUUUGGACAAGUUUGAUGUUGCGGGAGCUGGAGCAUGUUUGAAGCGUUAUACUGAUCCAUCAUUCUUCAAAGUGGAUGUAGCAUCUGGAAUGACAACAGGAGAGGCUCAUCGUGAAAAGAAAAACCGUAAAGUGAAGCAGAAGAAAGGAAUGCGCUGGAGGAAUGGGGAAACGACCCCUGAAGUUGCUCCAACAUCACAUGCAAAACUGCAUCAGUUGUUCCUGGAGGAGCGUAUUGAGAAUGGUCAUAGUGACUCUGCACGUCUGGUUAAAUUGAAGAGAAAACAGAUAAAUGGAUCUGCAGUUGAUUCCAAGACAGGGAAAAGUUACAUGGAGAGGUUUGUAGAGACUCCACCUGAGCGUGAACUGGCCUGUGAAACUUCUUUUACUCCAGCACUCGUAACAUCAUCAGGCUAUACAAGUGAACCAGGGAUUAGAAUACUUGAAAUCAGUACAGUAAGUCCUGCAGAAAGGUCACCAAGGAAUAGAAGUGCAAGUUCAUCACCUAAUGUCCACGAGGUUGCAUUAAGCCAAUCUGUGAAUGGUUAUGACAAGGAGGUAGUUGGUAGAGAAAUUGUCAAGGUGCCUGAUACAACCUUUAAUGACGAGACUGCAAAAAGAUUUUCCCCUCUCCGCGCAGUGCAAGUUGAGAAGGCAAGUGUCCGAGAAGGCAAAAAUAAGAGGGGUGUCAAUGGGUAUGAAUCUGAUGAUAUGACCAGUGAGGUAGACAAUUACAUGGAUGCUCUUGCUAGCAUGGAGUCAGAAUUGGAAACAGACAAUGAGUAUAGGCAUAGUAGGAAUCUACGCUUUUUGACUGCUGCAAUGCAUGCAGCUGAUUCUGAUGCAAAUGAAGAACACCUUGAGUGUGUAGCUCAUCUUUCAGACACUCAAUCACUUGGGAACUUUUCUACAUCAGAUGAUGGGAAUAAUUCAUUCAAGAAAAACAGAUCAAGUUUCUCUUACUCUGAUACUCCAAGCAGUGUUGUUGAGAAUAUACCAUCAGAUUUUGAUGGAGAUGCUAAAGUAUCCCCUCCUGAAAUUUGUGGUACUGAAAUUGUAGAUAAGUCAACCAAUAAGUUCUCUGUAAUUGCAGAGCCUAUAGGAGCCAAAGAUGAUGAGUUUGUGGUGUCCCGUGACAUAUGCAUUGAGAAAGAAGGCAUUCCUGAUCAUGGAAAUGCAUCUAAUGGUGUCUUGCUUAAUAAUUUGUAUCCUAGCCCACUGCAGUUAGACCCUGGUGCUAGCUCAUUGACAACAGACUUAUCGGAUGGACCUCAAAUAGUUGAAACAUCCCCUGAAUGUAUCAACCCCAAUUCUGAAGUACCUGACACUGUUGAAAAUGGGACAACUAUGGUUGAGUCAUUACCUGUUGAUUUCCAAGAUUCCUCCCAAGAAAAUGAUGACAUGACAGAGACUUCUGAAAGAUAUAUUGUUAAUGAAUUGGAAGAUAAUCCUAAUGUCAUUUCUGAUGAUGCACUCCAUUUGUCAAACAUUUCAGAGCUAGAUUCUGGAAAGGAAAGCAGAGGCAAUUCUCUAAAUGAUGUAUCUCAAGCACUUGUUGAAGUUGAAGAUUCGAAUAAAAGUUUGGUCAGUGGUGAAAUUGAGUCACCGAGUAAUUCAAUCACAGAAAAGCAGCUCUGCUUCUCAUCAUUACCAGUCUCAGAAACUGAUUCUGCUAUGUCUGUAUUGCCUAACAAUUUUACUCUGUCUAGUGAUCAUUCUGAUGUGUCAGAAGCUGGAAAUGUGGUUUUGAAAGUGGGUGAUGCUGUUACAGCAAAUGGAGCCAACUUAGAAGAUUUACCUCCUACUAUGGAUACUGAAAAGAGCCAUAUCAAAGAGAUACCUUCUACUGUGGAUUCUCCGCAGACCCUUGGCUUAAAGGAGCUGCAGUUCUCAAUUUCAAGUGACAAUGUAUCUUAUUGUGAGGUCAUUUCUGCUGAAGCAGAAGUUUCACAUUCCAAGGAAAAACCAGAUGUUGAAGAGAUUUCUGGAACAGAGGCUUUUGAACCGAUAGGUCAGCCUAGAAGCUCUGGGGAUGCAGUUGGAACCAAUGUUGUUUCUCUGGAAUACCCAUCUGGAUAUCUAAGUGAUGCUGGUGGUGAUGAUCUUGCAAACUCGGAUACUGUGGUACAUGAAACAGUUGAAGUAGAAAAUGCAGCGGUUGAUUCUGCCGACUCUGCCAACAUUGUUGAUAACAGGUGCAAUGGUAUAUGUUUACCUCCUUGUACAGAAUGUUUUUCAUCAAGGAGUCCAACAAAUCUGCAACAAUAUCUAGAAUUUGUGGUUCCCCAACAAGAAGAGGGGGCAUUUGAUGUGGGAGUUUCUCCAGAAGAUGCCACGGAAUCAGCAGCACUGGAAAAAUUACAUCCUAUGAAAGCUGCUUCCUCAGGUUCUGGUUUGAACCCAAGUAUUCCAGAUUCUUAUGGUCAUUUCAGUUCUAAAAUUGCUGCUGCUGAUGAUGAUGUAUCCUCAGCUGAAAAGGCCCAGUACAGUGUGUCUGCCUCUGAUAUCACUGCAGUGUCACCAUCUUUUAAUCCAAACGAUCAGGAAUCAGAAUUUAGACCUUGUGAUGGUCAUCAUGUAGAUAGUGGAGAAGAUACUGUGUCUUUACCUACCUGUCCCCUUCCAGAGGCAAAAAUUUCUUCAGAGAAGUCAGCAAAGUUGCAAGCUGACCAGGCUGGUAUGGAUGAUUUGCUACGGUAUGAAGCAGGUAUUCAUCCAGAGACUCUUUUAGAGAAGUUUCUGAAGUUGCAAGCUGAUCAAGAUCGUGCAGAAUGUGUGGAAACAGAGGAUGCCGAUUCUCAUCCAGAUAUUCCUUCAGAAAAUUUGCACGUGGAAUGCCUGCAAGUAGACAGAGCAAGUAUAAACGCAUCAAGUCUUCCUUCAGAACAGAUCAUAUCUCCAAAACACUUUAGUCAAGAAACUUGGGUCGAUGCUUCUGUUGAGUCAAGUCUAGAAGACCUUCCAAGCCAAUCUUCAACCUCGGAAUUCUCAUUAAAAUCUGCAGGCCCUGAAGUUGAUGUCAUAAAGCAAGCAUCAAGUUCAUCUGAGUUUGCUCCUUCUAGCGUCACCUUGCUCCCAGAAGUAACUCAAGUUGAUCUGGGGGAGAUGCCACCGUUGCCUCCCUUACCUCCUAUGCAGUGGAGGAUGGGGAAAUUUGGCCAGGGCUUGUUUCCAUCAAUGCAUCCGUUUGGAGGUAAUGAGAAUGCUCAAGUUAAUUUUCCAGUAUUUCAGGGUGGGAUGCAGCCGCCUCAACAUCCAUUUUUUCCUCUCACCAUUGAAGAGAAUGAGAAAUCUCUGCAUGUUGCUGAGCCUUUAGUGGGUAAUUUGGUACAGCCUCCUACAUAUUCGAUGCAGUUACCAAGAAUUGUUAAUGAUGCCAAUAGUCAAUACAAUCCCUUUACUUUUGGUGGAACACAAUCCCUGAACCCAUUCUUAACAUUACCAGAGGUUUCUAGUGAGAGAUAUGAGCACAGUAAUCUUGCUGUAGAGAGAGAUACAAUGCAUUCCGGUUCAAAUUUCUUGUCACCGACAGUGCCCACUGAAAGUACAAGCAGACAAAAUCAUGCUGACUCACAAGAUGUGAGCCAGCUUAUGAACGAAGUAGGUCCUCCUGAAACAGGUGUUGAUACUAUGGAGAAUAAGCAAUUAUUGAAGAAUUCAGAAGAAGAACAAGGAAAUUCAUUGCCACCUCCAACCAUGGUAGAUGAACAGGCUCGGCUUAGUUUACUGAUGCCAGAGGGAGAAAAGACCUGGUUGUCAACUAAUUCUACUAUGAUGCCAGACUCUGAGGUUGAGAGACCAAAUGGACAUCUAGUGAACAAGCUCCCUCGUCCUAGGAAUCCCCUUAUUGAUGAAGUUAAUGCACACGGCAAAAGCAAGUUGAGAAAGGUAGCUGAAAGAGUUCGGCCUCAGAAUGGACCAAAGACAGAUGAAAGAGACUCAUUACUUGAACAGAUACGCGCUAAGUCCUUUAAUUUGAAGCCUGCUACAUCAACAACAAGGCCUAGCAUGCCUGGUCCCACUCCUAAGACCAAUUUGAGGGUUGCUGCAAUCUUGGAGAAAGCAAAUGCGAUUCGCCAGGCAUUGGCAGGAAGUGAUGAUGAAGAUGAUGAUAAUUGGAGUGAUUCUUGAAAAAAAAAGAACUAAUUUUACAGCUGAGAAAGGUAACUGGGUUAGGGGACCAUUAUUCUCUGCUCUUUAGUGCAAGUAGUAAUUCUAUAUGUAUCUCCUUUCAACUCUUCUUUUCCUAUUCAAUGUUGAUGUAAUAUACACCACCCAUUCUCACUUCUUCUCAAAAUUCCCUCCUUUCUUUCUAUAUCGUUCUCCACAAUACCCUGUUAUUCACCAAGAGACUCUGUUCUGUCCCACUGAAAUUUGUGUGGGAAAAAAGAAAAGAAAAGAAAAGAAAAAUCAGAAUCUUUUAUACUACGAGAAGGCUCAGCGUGCAAGCGGCGGAGCUAUUGAAUAUGGCGUUGAUCGCAACAUUUGAAGAUCAUAGUCAGUGUAAAUUGUGUUGGAGUGUAUAAAUUUUGACAUGUAAAAUGCUUUUGAAUGAAAUUUUUGUAAUGUUGUAUGUAGCACGUUUUCUAUGCAUUUAUGUAUGUAUAUGUAUGUACUCAUUUAUUGGGUCUUUUUUUUUCCUCAAUUUUUUUACCGCUCCCAUUUAUGAAAGAGGCAGUUCUGGCGUUCUGUAUGGCUGGUUAAUUCAA
Molecule: messenger RNA, 5354 nt
Organism: Humulus lupulus (European hop)
Lineage: Eukaryota; Viridiplantae; Streptophyta; Magnoliopsida; Rosales; Cannabaceae
Product: protein SCAR2
Exons: 9
Coding region: 214-4776 (1520 amino acids)
Biological process (GO): positive regulation of Arp2/3 complex-mediated actin nucleation; actin cytoskeleton organization
Cellular component (GO): cytoskeleton
Molecular function (GO): protein kinase A regulatory subunit binding; Arp2/3 complex binding; actin binding
Source: RefSeq, a predicted model, not a curated record